GGCUUGAUGCGCUGAUGGCGGCGGGGCUGGCGGAGGGUCGCACCGAGGAGGGAGAGCGAGGAGGCGGGGAACCGGAGAGAGGAGGCCCCGGCGGUACCGAGCACCGACACUCAGACACCCACCGACCCGACCACAGAGGCUCCGAGGCCCGCAGACUGAGAGGAGGAGGACAAGAGGAUGGAUGGAGAGACUUAUAUCAGCCGUCGUCCUGCUCCCCCUGCUGGUUCUCUACCACAGCUGCAGUUCUCGUAGUAUUUAGAUGCAGUACUCAGUGCUAAUACUUCAAGUGUACGAAAGCAUUUUGAUGCUAACAGACAUUCAGCGGCACCCGUAGGUCCGUUAUCCCGGCCUUGGUGUAAUCUUAGCAAACAGCUACUAUUCACCUGCUCUGAAAAUGUAGUUCAGCUUCAUUUUGAAGCUAUUCAAGGUUAGCAGCUAAGAGCUAGCUCACCACACACCUGUCCACAUCCAUUAUUUAAAUUCAGCUUGAAAACAAAUGACCUAAAAAUGUAGUUAGACUCUGACCAGGAUCAGGUGCUUGGCAGCUAACGGCUAGUUAGCGCUAGUGGUGAGCAGGUAGCGGUGGCGCAGGACUAAGUCCACGCAGAGCAGGGGUGCGAUGGAGUACCACUCCGGUGGUAGCCUGCCCCUGCUGGGGAGACCGCGGUACUGUCCUGGGGCCAACGCUAACGGAGGAUACCUGUGUGAGACGGGACACUGCUGCGGAGAGACUGGCUGCUGCACCUACUACUACGAACUCUGGUGGUUCUGGCUGCUGUGGACCAUCCUCAUCCUGUUCAGUUGCUGCUGUGCCUACCGACACCGCCGAGCCAAACUCAGAGUCCAGCAGCAGCAGAGGCAGAGAGAGAUCAGCCUGCUGGCCUAUCACGGAGCCAACUCCUACCCCUCCUCCAUGCUGGACCUCAGUUUCCUGGCGUCUCUGAAGCUGCCGUCCUAUGAGGAAGUGGCGGCUCAGCCCUCCACCCCUCCUCCACCCUACAGCUCUGUGUUCACCACUCCACGCUACCCACAGCCCCCUCGUACCGCAGACCCCCACCUGCUCACGCAACAUGGCCCUCUGCUGCACCGACCGCUCAGCGAUGGUCCAUCCUCUCUCAGCUCUGAUAACAGCUCCAGUUGUUCCUGUGACUCCUGCUGCCCCUCCUCUCCAUGUAGCUCCUCCUUAUCAGCGCCUGUCACGUAUGAGACUGACACAAGCCACGCCUCCACUCCGAGUGAGGUGGCUCCCCUCACACUUGAUGUCACCAUGGAAACCAUCACUGCUGCGGCUUCCUGCUUAGAGGUAAAUGAGACACGAUUUGCUUCUGAGAGGAUUGUGGCCUCAGUGGCCAUUGACAUCGAUGAGGUGGAUGCUGCCGGAGCUCAGGAACCUCAGGACUCAUCGGUUCCCAACCAGACUGUUACUGUGGCCGUAGUUACCAGGGCGGCCUCCCCUCAGCCUCCAUCCUCUCCUGGUUCAGAAAUGGCCCUUAUUGUUGGAACUUCAUCUCCUAUAAAGCAACAGCUUGAUCUAAGACCAUGUACAACGGUAGUUAGCACUUGUAGCUCCAGUAUACUCCCUUGUCCAAGUGUUGUUGACUCAGCACUCCCUUCCAUCCAAGUAAUAAGCGUUGAGUUCCCAGCUGAGGGCCCUAGAACUACCCCUGCUCCGAUAAUUACACUAAAGUCCAGCCCUUCUACUCCAACAGACGACACUUCUAAAGGGCUGACAGCCGAACUUACUGUAGAGACCCUCAAUUUAACAAGGACUUUUGAUACAUCCAACGUUCCUAGUAGCCCAACUUCAGUACCGUCUCCAGAUAUUGAAAGAACUUUGGCCUUGCUUACAGGCUCUGCUGGUCUCCCAACCCUGGACCCAAAUCCUAGCCUUGUGCCAAUCCCAGCACCUUCAACCCUUACCCAAGCUCCAGACCCAGUGCCUACAAACCAAGCCGGAGACACUAUAAACUUUACCUGUUCAGAAGUAGAACCCUCUAACCUUACCCCCAUUUCAAACCCACUGUUACCUUCAAACCAUACCCCAGUGCUAGACUCACAAACUAAAACUACCCUUGUUCCGCUUUCCACAUUUAACCCUGGUAUAACUCCUUCACAUUCUACCCUUACCUUAGCCGCAGAUGCAGCACCCAUUUUACCCACCUUAGCCCAUUGCCAGAACCCAGAGCUGUCACGUCUAACUCCGGUUCCUCCUUGCCCAAUUUCAGACUUGCCCCAACACCCAGGGGCUGUAGCUGGUCUUGUAUCUUGUCUCAAUCCGGAUACUGAAUCGGGUCCUUGUCUGGUCCUGGCUCAAUUGUUCACCGUCCCAACACCUUCUUCCUCCUGUCCAGCCAUAACCAUACAGUCUGAAUCUUAUUUUGCUCCCUCUCAGUCGCCCCCUUCAGCCAUAUCCCCGUCUUCAUCCUCAUCCCUUCCCUCUCGUCCAUUUCUCUCCUCCCAACAAGCCCUGGCCUCCACCUCCCUCCCAGCCCCAGCUUUACUUCUGGACCCACUCACUGCUCUACACCAGUCUGACAAAGGUGGAUCUUCCUCCGGCCAUGCUUCCUCACUCUCCCCCUCACCUCGUGCCACUCAGUCCCCUCCGAAACAGACUCUCUUCUCCCCCUGUGUGGAUGUCUUUGAACCAGGGCCUCCCCACUGGGAGGACGGAGAAGAGAAUCAGGAGGAGGAGGACAAUGAGGAUGAAGAUGAUGACAUGGGAGCUGAUGAGAGCCAGUAUAGACAUCGACGACUGACUGGUGACUCUGGAAUCGAGGUGUGUAGGUGUCGGGUAGAGAAGGAAGAUGAUGAUGAGGAGGAGGAGGAGGAAGAACAGAGGGCGGAAAGGAUGGAGGACAGUAGGAGAGGAGGAGGAGGAGGGGAGAGGGAUAAAAAAGGAGGUGGAAACACUGAUCUCCAUGAUAGUGUGGACUGCCCUGCCAGAGGUCAGAUAACCACAGGGGAGGAACUGACACUGUGUAACCCCACCUCCUCAACCACGCCAACUUCGGAGGACAGUGGUGAAGUCGUCAUUGUCAUGGAGACGGUUUGACGGAUCAAACCAUUCGCCAUCCAGACAAGGCAUGAAGAGGAAUUAAAACAGAUUUUGGAGAUUGUCCUGAAUUUGACGGGUUACAUCAUAUCAAUAAAUGUUGCUUGUUCAGCAGCUGUUAGUCAGACCAGCACAGGCAUUGGAAGUGUCACAGCAAAAGAUCCAAUGAGAAGCAUAAUCUCAACUCAAUCCUGUUUAUUCAACUGAGAGUUGGAAUUCUGAUUGGUCAUGGUUCCAGUGUAAUGUGAGUUUUAAAAAGGAGGAGAGGCGUUUACUCAGAUCGCCUCCAAGGUUGAUAAAGUUUUACAACCACUGCACUAGAGAACUGCUGUCAGCUAGAGAAUGUCAAGAGAAAUUAGGUCUCCUGCUCCCCAGUUUAAUCCCAACAGAGAAACACUGGUGAGUUGUCCGAGUUGAGGUUGAAACAGCUGGUUGUGAUGUGUCUGUUGAUCCAUCAGUGAUGUUCUCAGUCGGUCUGAUAACAGAUUAGUUUGUGGAGGUUAAGGUGACUUAGUUAACAGUAAGGCUGCAUGAUAUAUCGAAAAUCUAUCGUUAUCGCGAUAUCAACAUGCGCGAUAUACGUAUUUCAAAAGACUGCUUGAACUGCGAUAAAUGGUGUUCCCAUGCAUUCACGCUCUGCAUGUCAAUAUAUUUGGCCAAUCAAAUUCUAUGUGGAAGCUUCUAGUUAUCACUUUUGCCCAGGGUCAAAUUCAUCACUAUAAGCAGUUGAUUAUAUAAAAAAAUUGCGAAGCAUAUUUAUUAAGUCUGGACCAUUAAAACAUUGUUUCUUAAGGCCACUAGUGGUCCAAAAAAACCCCAGGGUACCUUUAAACUGAACUACAAGUCAUUAUAAAUUUGCGGCAGCUUUAAAAAGAUGCAAUGUUUAGCUAACUAGUUAAACUUUCGGAAAACUAAAUCAUUGAGGACACGAUAACGCAGAUCUCAGACCAGGUACCAGUUUGCAAACAGCAGUCACGUCAACAGUCGUAAAUAAAACUCAGACUGAUCUUUCUAACAGUUCCGGAAAUUAAAUUCAGUUACUAUGGAUGAACUGCUGCGUUGACCAUGCACAGGAUUUUUAACCGUCACUCCACCAGUUGUUAAGUGAUCCAAUGACGUGCACGCUCACAAGUCCUAAACAUUCGAAUCAUGCACGUCUGCCUUCUGUCCCACAUGGUGCGAACAUGGUCGCCUUGGGAUGCGUCACACCUCUGACAGAAAUGACGUUGUUUUUAUUACGUCUGUCACCAAAAAGAGAAAAGCAACUUUAAAUAGUUGAAUGUUUAGCGUGAGACUCCUCGCUCGUCUCCGGUGAUGACGGCGGUUUGGAAACAUACAAGGGACAAAUAGGAUGUGGGAGGAUGAUUCAUGCUGACUGACAGAGGGAAGACUGAUUCAUGCGUUUGGAGGGACGACUUGACGAAGAUGUCUGUCAUGAAAGAGGGAUUGGGUGGGUAGUUUAUAAAAUGGGAGAGAGGGCUCCUCAGAUUUGAUGCAUUUCUGGUUUAACUCGAUCCUAUGUGGAAGGUUUCAUGGCCGAGGAGGGGUCAGUCGGUUUCCUGCGCGUCUGCUCUUCGCAUCAAAAGCGUUUUUUUAUAAAUUGGAAUAAACAAUGGCGGCUGUUAGACAGAAACAAAGCACCAAACAGAACAGAGACGGCAGCGUGUCAUCGUCUUUGUCUCUUCAUCUGAAUUUGAGGUCAGAUGCAACAAAGCUACGUUUAGUCCUCAUCUAAACUGAAACUACCAUUCUCUCAGUUCGUAGACACCUCUCCUUCUUUUAACAUUCACAUCCGGAUCAGUAAACUGAAUCGACUUCACCCUACAAAAAAAACGCAAGUUCUUUCGAGGUCUUUAAAAAUGACAGUCCUGGAGUCGACGCAAUUUAUUUUUAGGCCUUUUGUUGUAACAUAUUAAUGUUUCGUACACCGUCGGAUCGAUCAGUGUGUCAUUAUUGAUAUUUUGUGACAGAAAGACUUAAAGGUAGAGUAUAUUUUGUCAAUGACAGAGUGUUAGUAACAUUUGUAUUGUACAUGAUGGUGAAUUUCCAACCACCUUCUGAAUUAGUGAAGAGCAAUAUUUUUCAUCAGCAAGAGUCUGUGUGUAAAUAAAAAAUUCAGGACGACUGCGACACAUCGUCAUUGUUGGGUGAAAACCUUGUCGCUCCAGUUGAGGUGACGGAAAUAUGAUGCACUUCUCUGUGGUUGGCUUUGGUCGAGGGAAAUCCUACUCCCCCCCCCCACACACACAAACUGAAAAAUGCAUCAGUAUCUCAAAGAAAACGCAUCUUUGUCCUGGAGAUGUGAAGUUUUUACCCAACAACUGCAGAGAAAUACGGAAGAGUGGAGGGGUCAGGUAUCAGAACAAACGAGUCCCGUUAAAUUCAAAUCAAGCUGCACCAGAUAGGCAAUGCCACAGCAGGCCUGAAUAUUUCCAUCAAGACCCAUGAAUUAUUGAAAAUGUUGAAAUACGUCCUAUCUCCCAAUGUUAGAAAAACAAAUCCUGGAUUCGCACCAAAUCUUUAUCGGUCUUUCCCUGACCUGUAACACAUCCUUCCACCGUGUUUUUGUGUCUUUCGCCUGAUUCCAACACUCUUCCGUAGAAAAGGAUUGUAGAGGCUGGUGUGUUCUUCUAAAGAGACGAGUCAUUUCCAACACAAGAGACUCAGGUUUGCCAACACACAAUUUGUAAUAGUUUUUAAUUGUGUAGAAAUGAAGAAAACGAUUUCGUCACCUUGAUCUUUGUCAUUAUAAAAAGGAAAAACCUGUUCCACAGCAGAUUCUGACAAAAGCUGAAGGUCUCUUCCACCUCGUCACGUAAACUAUGUUGAUUCAAACCAGAUGUUGACGUGUGUUGGAAAAAAAAAAAACUCGAGAGAAACCGACGAGAGGAAGAAUGUGCAGUGAUGUCAUCAGAUUGUACCGGCAGAUGAUUGGUUGAUCAAAUUCUUCAGAGUGAAAAUGUUCAAAUGACGUCUCAGUCGGACGGGAUUCAUGCCUCCAGGGGACGGAGCGGGAUUUUAACAUUUUCUGUUCUGUGAUUUUAGUUCUGCCCAGAACAUGAAUGUUAGUAAUAUUUCACCACCUCUUCAGUUAUAAUUACAGCCACAAUAACAAUAAUUUACAUCCCAUUGGCGACAUUAAAAUGAGCAGAAUUAGCUUUUAGCACCUCCCGUGUGCAGUGCACUUAUGGAUGGGAUCACCUGUAUUUCGGUAAUGAGGAGCUUUUCAUUGUUUACAAACCAUAAACCUCUGCUCCGGUGAUUAUAUUUCACUCCUCUCCCUCCCUUGUGUUGUUAAUCUCGUCCGAAUGUUGCUUAAAUGAGACAUAUUCUGUUCAGCAUUUUAAUGUUAUUACUGUAAAAUGUUUACAUGCUCUAAUGUUCAGAAAACGCAUAUCUUUCCUCAGACUGUCCAUCGCUGCAGCUCCUCUUUUCAGCCUCUGUCUCAAACACUUGGUUUUAGUUCCUGUCUCCUCAAGACCCCCCCCUCCUGAUAUCACUUCAAACUCUGUCUGAAACCAACCUGGUCCAUCCCAUCAGGAUCAUGUGGAAGUAUGAUCCUGACUUCUGACAAGGUGCUUCACAGACUUUGGGCUUUUUUUAACUUUUCACAACUUCUACAUUCACAAAAAACUCAACAUAAUAUGUCUCCUUUAAGAAAGUAAGGACGCAGCAUCUUGAGGCAAUACCGUUCAAUACCGAAAAAGAUGUUUUGUUCUCAGGUCCCUGUGGUGCAGUGGUCACCUGACGGUUGUUUCACCGAUAUCAUUAAUUCAGCUUUCUCCGAUGGAAAGACCUCGAGUCUGGUUGAAUGAUCCUUAAACCCUGUGUCCAUGCUGCAUUACAACACAGACUUGUCACAAAAAGGACAAUGGCUAUGACCAUACGGACGCCCAUGAUGGACAAAGCUAUGUUGGACUUCAUUACGACAAAAAUCAAUGUCCUGCCACGGAGCGGACGGUUAUUUCAAACUGAUUGACAGCUGGAUGUUUUGUGCACAAGAUUGGAUUCGAACAUGGACGGAUGAAAAUGAUCCAAUCUUCCUUUUCUAAACCUCUGUGGGAAAAUUCACAGACGCAGGAAUCUGGUUUUGAGCGGAUUUGGACUUUGGAGAGCUCAAGGAGAUUUUCCGACGACGAAGCGAUUCGACUGAGACCGAGGGUCCAAAUAAACGCAACCUUGAUCGAUGGAAUCCAGGCAACAUUCACGCCUGAGGAUGGAGAGUUCAUAGAGGCUGAGGAAGCUCCUCGAGGGUGACACCGAGCCGUCGAUGUUGUGGUUGAUGUUGUGGUUGAUGGUGUUUUUUGUUUACCUGAACUAAUAAGGUUAUAUAUCUCCAUGGUUACAGAGUGCCAUUUCUACUUGACAACUGUUACUACUUAGCAUUAGAUAGAGCUGUUCUCGCUCUGUGUGGGUGUGGGCUUUCGACCAGAGUGACUGGAGGGAUGUCUGAAAUCUGUCUGUAGCUCCGGUUCCCAAAGCAUCUGCAGCUUCUCACAUCAGCCUCCUGAGGGAAAGCAGCUGCUGUAAAUGUGACAUGUGUCAAGUUAUUGAGGAUUUUAUCCAAAUUCAUUCACAGUACCCGGGAUUGUCAACAUUAGAAUGUGUCUCAAUACGGUGAAUCCCUCCACCAAGACCCAACAGUCCUUUGAAUUUGGCAUCAAAUCCGUCAUGUUACUUUGGACAUUGAUUUCUAACGUCAAUGUCAAAGUCACUUCUACAAGGUAAAUUGAAGUGUCCUUUCUCUUCUAUGGGUUGGGGGUUAAACUGCUUCUGAAGUUCCUGACACUCGCGGUGCUGUGAUCCACUCAUUGGUAAACUCUUCAACCGAGUGGCUGAUGACAGCGCAGAUGAUCGAGGCUGAUGUCAGAGACCAGCUAACGCUUGGAAACCCGGUGUUUUCCUCUUUCUGUCAAGUUUUUUCUAGUUUUUCAAUUAAUGUCGGUGAAUGAAAACAUUCAGAAAAUAGUCCUCUCCUAGAGUUUCACACUGGUUGGAUUCACACUGACAGGUCAGAUUUGAUUUCCCAGUAUGGACAUCAGGACAAUCUUUAAAAGCAAAACAUUUUAAAUUAACCUCUACUGGUGAUUAGUGAAACCUACAAAGUCAACAAACCACGUUAAGUUAUUUUACGUUAAGUAAGGAACAUAAACCGUACAACUAAGUAAAUACACAGACACUGAACCUUUCGACUCCUGGACGUACAAGAUGAAAACAUCUAAUGUUGUUUUCUUGUACUUAAAUUAAUUUUCUCUUAACUGUCUCAUUUUGAGGCGAAACACAAUUGACGUAUAAAAAUAAAAAACACUGGAUCUGGACGAGAAGAUUUAAGAUUGAAUCUUUCUUUGACCAAGACAAGAACAGAUUUGCCUCAACUAGAUCCCAGAUGUACCAUCUGUUGACAUGGAGGAGGCCGGUUUUCGACCUGUUCUGCAGCCAGCCACCAGGGGGCGAUCCAGAUGAUUUGGCUUCACUUUAGGGACCCAUCCUGUUUUCCAUCUCUAUUUACAGCCUGUGCUGACCCUCAAAUGUGAACCCACUCAGAGUUUCAGAAAACUCAUUUGAUCAACUUUCACGCCUUCAGUGUUUGACAAAUGAUUUAAUUUACUAAAACUUCAGUAUGUUCCUUCUAUCGUAGAAGCCCCUCCCUCUGUCUUAAAGACGAUUUUCUCCUCGUUAUCUCGUCUCUUCUGUCCUUCCUUGUUGCAUGAGGUUUCUGUCAGAGGAGUCGAAGGAGGCAGAGAAGAGACGAUCCUUUCAAAUCCCUGAAUAUCACGAUGAUAACGAUGCUAAACAUUAGAGUUAUCUAAUGAUUAGUGUGUAUGUUUGGAUGUGUGUAGGUAUGUGUGUGACCUAACUAAACCAGCCUGUUCUAACAGUGUGUGAAGAUAUACUGAAUAAAACUGUUAAAUCCA
Hippoglossus stenolepis (Pacific halibut) is the source of this 8967-nucleotide messenger RNA. RefSeq names its product flocculation protein FLO11. The coding region runs from base 620 to 3052 and encodes 810 amino acids. The transcript has 5 exons. NCBI's taxonomy places the organism in Eukaryota, Metazoa, Chordata, Actinopteri, Pleuronectiformes, Pleuronectidae. The record is from RefSeq and is a predicted model, not a curated record.